This is a messenger RNA of Glycine soja, 2624 nucleotides long. RefSeq names its product protein kinase PVPK-1-like. The record is from RefSeq and is a predicted model, not a curated record. Lineage: Eukaryota; Viridiplantae; Streptophyta; Magnoliopsida; Fabales; Fabaceae. The transcript has 4 exons. Gene Ontology annotation, biological process: protein phosphorylation. Gene Ontology annotation, cellular component: plasma membrane; cytoplasm; nucleus. Bases 729 to 2624 code for a protein of 631 amino acids. Gene Ontology annotation, molecular function: ATP binding; protein serine/threonine kinase activity.
AUUAAAACUUUGGGAAUACGAGAACAAGAAACUAGGUGAGGUUGGGUUUCUUUUAGAGGGAACACAUAACCAUUAAGAUAAGGAACUGCACUUUAUUAUUAUUUAUUUAUUUGGUUUAGCUUUGCUUGUGAAGUUGGCUUCGUUUUCUGCAAUUCCCACUCCACAAAGCCACACCCUUCAUCACCCCCCAGAAACUAACACAAAAGCAAAAAAAGAAAAAAAAAAGGAGAAAAAUUAUAACAACACAUUAUUUUUAUUAAUAUUGUUGUAAUUAUUGUUACAGUUUUCAUUUGUCUUGUCCCUUUAUUUUUCGAUUGGAUCUGAGGCUCUUCAGAGUUGCAGAAAGGCACACCAAAGUUGCUUCACUUUCUUGGAGUGUGGUUUCUCCUUGCUCCAAGCAACCACACACACACACACUCAACUUGUGGAAUCCAUAGCCAUGGAAGAAGGUUUCUCGCUCUGCAAUUUCAUUGCCAUUUUUAUGCUUUGAUCAGUGUAAUCAAAGAAAAAGCUGAAGGGUGGCUUCUAAAGAAUAAAAAAACAAAACUUCAACUUGGUUGCUGUUACAAGCUGAUGCAUUUUUGGAAUCAAAAGCAUAGGGGGUGUUGGUUUUGUCAAGUUAUGGUUUUGUUUAGUGGUGUUAAUUAGAAGGGAACUGAAUUUCCUGGUGAAUCUGUGAAAGACUGAAACUUUGAUAUCUGAAAGCCUUUCUCAUCAAGGAUUUCUUAAUGGGGUCUCCUGUUAAUGAAGUUGAUUCUUUAUCAGAGGUUCAGAAUUUAGUUUCUGUGGUAGAUCAUGAUCCUCCUUCGACAUCUGGGAUUCUCCGGUCUUCUCGGCCUCCAUUAAGAGCACCAAGGAAUUAUGGGGCUUCCUCCAGUCAAAAGCAUUCCUAUCAGGAGGCUGACAAUGUGGAACACGACAGAAUGCCUAAUAUGGAGAAUCAGUAUUACGACGCUAACAGCAAGUCUGACAAUGCAAGCCUCAAUAAAGCUGUUGAAAGUUGUUUAGGAAAGAAUAUCUCCUCUAUGGAAACAAAACUAAGCAUCAAGCAACCAUUAGAUGCUUCCAAGAAUUGUGACUCUGGUGGCGUGUUAGAAUCUGACAAUUGCAAAUUAGGUUCAUCAAAAGGAGUUGUUGAUCCAACAAAGAGUUACUGUCAAUCGGAGAUUACUUUUUGUCCAAGUCCUCAGAAUAGUUUCUAUUCAGAAGCCAAGGAAAGUUUUGUCAAUACUGGAGCCAGUGAAUGUGUGAGUGUUGAUAAGUCAGUUGAAAGUGGAGAAGUUACUAAUUCCUGUGAAUUUAAUGAGAGCAGAAAGACCAGCAUCUGUAGAGGGAGUACUGGAAGUGACGUUAGCGACGAGAGCAGCACUAGUAGUUUGAGCAGUACUUUGUAUAAACCCCACAAGGCAAACGAUAUAAGAUGGGAAGCGAUUCAAGCCAUCCGAGUCCGUGAUGGGGUGUUGGAAAUGAGACAUUUCAGGUUGUUGAAGAAAUUGGGAUGUGGAGACAUAGGAAGUGUAUAUCUAGCUGAGUUAAGUGGCACAAGGACUUGUUUUGCCAUGAAAGUAAUGAACAAAACCGAGCUGGCAAGUCGUAAGAAGCUUGUUAGGUCUCAGACAGAGAGAGAGAUACUGCAGUCUUUAGAUCAUCCAUUUCUACCCACUUUAUAUACACACUUUGAGACUGAGACAUUCUCCUGCUUGGUGAUGGAGUUUUGCCCUGGUGGGGACUUGCAUGCACUAAGGCAAAGACAACCUGGGAAGUACUUUUCUGAGAUUGCUGCCAGGUUUUAUGUGGCAGAAGUUCUCCUUGCUUUGGAAUACUUGCACAUGCUUGGGGUGAUCUACAGAGACCUUAAGCCGGAAAAUGUGUUGGUGAGAGAAGAUGGUCAUAUAAUGCUAUCAGAUUUUGAUCUCUCUCUAAGGUGUGCUGUCAGUCCAACUCUUGUGAAGUCAUCAAACUCUAGCUUGGAGACAAAAAGCUCAGGAUACUGCAUUCAGCCUGCUUGCAUUGAACCAACUUGUGUAAUACAGCCAGCCUGCAUUCAACCUUCGUGUUUCACACCGCGCUUUUUCUCCAGCAAAUCCAAGAAAGAAAAAAAGUCAAAACCAAAGAAUGAUUUGCAGAAUCAGGUGACCCCUCUCCCCGAGCUUAUUGCUGAGCCCACGAAUGCUCGUUCAAUGUCCUUCGUGGGGACACACGAGUACCUGGCACCCGAAAUCAUCAAAGGCGAAGGGCAUGGCAGUGCUGUAGACUGGUGGACAUUUGGGAUAUUCCUAUACGAGCUCUUGUUCGGCAGAACACCGUUCAAAGGUUCGGCUAACCGAGCAACGCUAUUCAAUGUUGUUGGCCAGCCCUUGAAAUUUCCUGAAUCCCCUACAGUCAGCUUUGCUGCCAGGGACUUGAUCCGGGGCUUACUCGUGAAAGAGCCUCAGAAUCGCCUCGCAUAUAGACGUGGGGCAACGGAAAUAAAGCAACAUCCAUUCUUUCAUAAUGUUAACUGGGCACUGAUCCGAUGUGCAAAUCCUCCAGAAGUUCCAAGACUGGCCAUGAAGGCACUUGCAGCUGAAAAGGUGCCUGGUGUGAAGCCUUCUGGUAACUAUUUAGAUAUUGAUUUCUUUUGA